AUGUCAACUGUGACAUAUAUAUUGGUUGUGACAACAUACGAAUCGAAAGAAACUGGACAAUUUUCGAUCGAUGUGUUGGGUAAAAACAAAAUUAUUCUCGAACGUCUCAGUACUCCAAUAAAUAUUCAAUUAAUAUAUUCAUCAAAAUUAAUUGAUGAUAGUCCAACAUAUUACCGCGAUUAUCAAGUACCAGAAUGCCAUUAUGAAACUUCACAAAUUCAUGUCAAUACAACGGGUUCGUAUGUUCUUUGGAGUGAAAAUAAUAUUAAUGCAUAUGGAUAUAUCUACAAAAAUGAUUUCAAUCCUCUAAACCCAUCUAAAAAUUUACUCCUAUCACAUGGUGGUGAAUGUAAUGAUGGAAAAUUCAAACUAAUCAUCGAUCUCAAAAUCAACACUCGCUACAUAUUAGUUGUGACAACACGCGAUCCUAAGACAAUUGGCAACUUUUUUGUUUAUAUCUCUGGACCAAACAAUGUCAGUCUUAGUCGUUUCAGUCCAGAACUAAGUAAUUGUGCGAUUCGUGAUCAAUAUAACUUGUACAUGAAAGGCAUUGCUUUGACUCUGGAUGAUAUUUUAUGUAAUGAACUUCAACCGAAUAUAGUGUUGAAUAAUCAAUCAUUUUCGAUAAAAUUAAGUGUGGGUUUAACAAUAAUUAUGUUCGUUGCAGGAUUAAUUAGUGGUAUUCUUUCUUUUGUUACAUUUCAAAAUAAAGAUGCUCAACAAGUUGGAUGUGGAAUAUAUCUCUUGGCAUCGUCGAUUGUUUCUCUUCUGACAAUUAUUAUGUUCAUAAUCAAAUUUUGGUUUGUUGUUCUUACUCGUAUUAACGUAUCUACUAGUCUGUCUGUUCUUCGUGGAGGUUGUGCAUCUAUCGAACUGAUUCUAAAACUUUUUCUCUACUUAGAUGGUUGGCUAAAUGCUUGUGUAGCAAUUGAACGAGCAGUAUAUAUUUUUAAAGGAGUAAAAUUUGAUAAGAAAAAAAGUAAAUCUAUUGCUCGACGAACAAUUCUUAUUUUACCAUUCUUUAUUUUCUGUACUCUUAUUCAUGAGCUCGUCCUUCGCAGAUUGUUCGAAUAUAAAACAGCACGAGAUACGAUAGAUACGAGUAAGACAAAUGAAGCAAUAAUCAAGCGAUAUGUAUCAUGCAUCACUCGUUAUUCUCCUUCUGUUCAAGUUUACAACAUAGCCGUUCUAUUUUUUCAUCUUGUUGGUCCAUUUAUUAUUAAUCUUUUUUCAGCAUUGUUCAUCAUCUUUGGAGGUGCUCGACAACGAUCAGUGGUACAAAAUAACCAAAGUUUUAAAGAACAUAUUCAAGAGCAAUUCACUGAACAUAAACAAUUGAUUAUUAGUCCAAUAGUUUUACUCAUUUUAUCAAUACCUCGUCUGAUCAUUUCAUUACUUCCUGAUUAUAUGGAAACAUCUGAAAACAUGUGGUUGUAUCUUGGAUCAUAUUUUAUUUCUUUUAGUCCUUCGAUGCUGAUCUUUCUUAUCUUUGUAUUUCCGUCGGAAUUGUAUAUGAAAGCGUUUAAACAAUCGUUCAAUCGUAUUCGACGGCGUACUCCUACGAAAUCAGCUCGUUCAGGUUGA
Molecule: messenger RNA, 1584 nt
Organism: Adineta steineri
Lineage: Eukaryota; Metazoa; Rotifera; Eurotatoria; Adinetida; Adinetidae
Source: the annotation of a GenBank genome assembly